AUGUCCUGUAUGUACCAGUACCCCAUACUGGUAUCCCACACCAGUACCUCACAUCAUUACCCCACACCAGUACCCCACACUGGUACCCCAUACCGGUACCCCACACUGCCAUCCCUGCCCUUGGCUGUGCCAGACGGGCCAGCUCAGCAUGGAGUUUCCAUUCCAGGUGCUCUGGGGAACCGCAGGGCUCAGGGGCAGAGCUUUGGGAACCUGGCGUUCGCCUGCAGCCAGCUGGGGAAGCACAGGGAUGCUGCCGAGAGCUACCUGCACGCCCUGCAGGCCUUCAGGGACUCGGGGGACUUGCAGGGGCAGUGGCAAGCGUGUGAGGGGCUGGGGGCAGCGUGCUUGCACCUGGGAGACCCCCAGAGAGCCAUCGGGCACUAUCAGGAGGCCCUGGUUUUGCUUUCCCGCUGUCAGGACAGCCCCAGAGCUGCCCACAAACGGGUGGUGCACAAGCUCACAGAUGCCAUCCAGCACCGACUCCACCUCAGCAACCUCUCCUACCCCAACCCAGGCCUGGAGCCCAGCCAGCUGCAGUUUUGCUCCACACUGCCCCGUGCCAGUAGGACACAGCUCCAGGGGAGCAAGGUGGGGAAAGCCCAGGCUGAGGACGAGCUGUACUGGUGUACACCAGGAGCACAUCCCAGGUAUUCAGGCACAAGAGUGGCCCUGACUGGUGGUCUCACACUGGAGCCUUGCAACCCAAGUGGCCUCCUGGGCACCUCUGGGGAGGAUGAUGAUGGUCCCAGCUCAGCCUCAGGCUAUCACAGUGAGCCCCAGGCUAACAGCACGAGGACCACCAGCCCCCUGCCCCCGGCCAAGCCGCCCCAUGCCAGCCCCCAGCUCCGUAAGUACCACAGACCAGCAGAACAUCAAUCCUGCAGUGAGCCCAGGCCUGAGGGUCUCACACUGCAUCCCACAGGGCACCAAAAACACCAAACCCUCCAUCAGAGGCCUCCAGAGAGGUAGGCAAUGCCUUGGGGGAGUGGGCAAGGGAGGUUUGGGUUCCAGAGGGGAGGGCUCAUGAGUGGAACCUCAUGAACCCAGCAGAGCUGUUUCUUGGAAUGGACACGAUCCCAAGCCAAAAGUCACAGGGGCUGGGGUAUUGGUACCUCAUAGCCCACACCAAAACCGUGCCCUAUGGAUGGGACAGCAGAUCUGAGGGUGGUUUCCAGUCCCCUGGUAUGAACCUCUUGCUCAUUCCUGCCUUCCAGUGCUUAAAGAGGCUCCAACAGGGCUGGAGAGGGACUUUGGACAAGGGCUGGUGGAACAGGAUAAGGGGGAA
Messenger RNA from Zonotrichia albicollis (white-throated sparrow), 1285 nucleotides. The record is from RefSeq and is a predicted model, not a curated record. NCBI's taxonomy places the organism in Eukaryota, Metazoa, Chordata, Aves, Passeriformes, Passerellidae.